Messenger RNA from Colletotrichum tamarilloi, 948 nucleotides. Its product is annotated as GTP cyclohydrolase I. Bases 1 to 948 code for a protein of 315 amino acids. Gene Ontology annotation, biological process: tetrahydrofolate biosynthetic process; tetrahydrobiopterin biosynthetic process. The transcript has 3 exons. The record is from RefSeq and is a predicted model, not a curated record. Gene Ontology annotation, molecular function: zinc ion binding; GTP cyclohydrolase I activity; GTP binding. NCBI's taxonomy places the organism in Eukaryota, Fungi, Ascomycota, Sordariomycetes, Glomerellales, Glomerellaceae. Gene Ontology annotation, cellular component: cytoplasm.
AUGACCCAAUCAGAGGGCGCAGCCGUCAAAGAAAGGAAGAGAAGCCGGAGCAGGCACCAGAAUGGCCACCACAGCGCUUCAAGCGACGGGAGUGAAGCCGAGACCGCGAGCCAGUCAAGCAAGCGAAGCAGCAGGAAGCGCAAGGGCGACGACGAUGCCAAAGUCAACGGCAACCACUCCAAGAAGCAGCGCCGCCCAAGCCUGAGCCAGCCUGCGCGCGAUCCCCGUGAUACCACCACAUCCAAGUCCAAGAAGAAGUCGUCCAAGCCCAAAUCCGAGGGCGUCGUAACGAGGUCACCGAGCCCGGUGAUCGACUUUGACGGCCUGAGUCGCCCGAGCCUCGGAACCCGUGAACGUCUCGAUGAGUCCCCCGAGCAGGCUGCCGUUCGUCUCGAAAAGAUGAAGGGCGCCGUCCGCACCAUCCUCGAAUGCGUCGGCGAAGACCCCGACCGCCCCGGCAUCCUCGACACCCCGAGACGCUACGCCGAGGCCAUGCUCUUCCUCACCCGCGGCUACCAGCAGAACGUAAAGGACAUUGUCAACAAUGCCAUCUUCCAAGAAGGCCACAACGAGAUGGUCAUUGUCAAGGACAUUGAGAUCUUUAGCAUGUGCGAGCACCACCUCGUUCCGUUUACCGGCAAGAUGCAUAUUGCCUACAUUCCCAAGAACCAGGUCAUUGGCCUGUCGAAGCUGCCCCGUAUUGCCGAAAUGUUCAGCAGACGUUUCCAGAUUCAGGAGCGCCUGACGAAGGAGGUUGCCUACGCCAUCAUGGAGAUUUUGAAGCCCCAGGGCGUCGCCGUUGUGAUGGAGUCCAGUCACUUGUGCAUGGUCAUGCGCGGCGUGCAGAAGACGACGGCUAGCACGAUAACUAGCUGCGUGCUCGGUGCCUUCGAGAAGAAGGAGAAGACCCGGAACGAGUUCCUCAGUCUGGUGGGGUUGAAGACAUAG